AUGCUAAAAUUCAAUAAGGGGUUCAUUGCAAUAAAUAUCGAUGAUAGAUAUGAUGCUCAUAUUUCUCAAGCGGCUGAAGAUGAGACUUCGGAAAGCACCACAGUAGCAUCAACCACUGAGGAAAGUACUUCUACUGAGGAGAGUACAACGUCUAUCUCAACAACUGAAGAUAGUACAACGGAAGAGAGUACCACAGAGGAGAGUACAUCAACUACUGAAGAAAGUACUACUGAAGAGAGUACCACAGAUGAGAGUACAUCAACUACAGAAGAAAGUACUACGGAAGAGAGUACCACGCCAAUAUCAACAACUGAAGAAAGUACCACAGAGGAAAGUACAACGCCCAUCUCAACAACUGAAGAAACUACUACAGAAGAGAGUACCACAGAGGAGAGUACACCAACUACUGAAGAAAGUACUACAGAGGAGAGUACAACACCAAUAUCAACUACCGAAGAAAGUACUACCGUUGAGAGUACCACAGAGGAGAGUACAACUCCUUUGGAAACUAGUACCGCGCCCACUACCGAGGAAAGUACUACCGUAGAUAGUACAACUGAAGCUAGUACAGAAGCACCUGAUGCGGCAGAGGAUGAAGAUGACGAAGAGGAACCUGAGGAAGAGGAUGAUGAUGCUGAAGAACCUGCAGAGGCAGCCGAGGAACCAGAGGAUGCCGAAGAAGAACCAGAGGAUGAUACCGAACCAACUACUACAGUGAAACCUACAGAGGAAACGACCGAAACAACGGUCGAACAUACGGAGGAAACAACUGAAACCACAGUCGAACCUACGGAGGAAACUACCGAAACAACGGUCGAACCUACAGAGGAAACCACCGAAACAACAGUCGAACCUACGGAGGAAACCACCGAAACAACGAUCGAACCUACAGAGGAAACAACUGAAACCACAGCUGAACCUACAGAAGAAACUACAGUGACAACCACUAGACCUACCGAAGCCACAACUGAACCUAGUGCCGAUUCUGUAGUCUCAACAACAGAAAUUACUACAACCGAAUCUGAGGAUACAACAACUACACCAGCACCCACGACGCCAACUACAACAACAACGAAACGUCCAACUAAAAAACCAAGUAAAAAGCCAGCCAAGAAACCAAGUAAAAAAUCGAAAAAGAAAAAGCCCAAAAAGAAAUCGAAGAAGCCGAAAAAGAAACCUCAAAAGAAAAAUCAGAAACCCAAAAGCAAAAAACCGAAUAAGAAAAAACGCAAACCGAAGGCCAAAAAGACUUCUAAACCUAAACCAAAUAUGAAAUUUUUGUUGAUAUUUUUAUUUGUGGGCCUCUGUGUUUUGGCCAUGAGCCAAAUAGGCUACGCACAGCCUAUACCAGAGGAUGCAGCUGCUACGAAAGAUGCAACUGAAACUAAAUCGGAGGAGCCUUCCGAAGAUGCUGAAGAACCAUCUGAUGAAGGUAAGGAAGAGGCACCUGAAGAAGACGAAGAAGCUCUAGCAGAGGAGAAACCCGAAGAAACUCCAGCAGAUGAGAAACCCGAAGAUGCUCCAGUAGAAGAAGAAGACGAAGAAACUCCAGCAGAGGAAGCCCCCAAAGAAGCUCCAGCAGAGGAGAAACCCGAAGAUGCCCCAGUUGAUGAAAAUAAAGAUGCUCCAGCUGAAGAUGCUGCAAAGGAAGAUCCUAAAGACGAUAGUGCUUCUCCAAAGGAAAGCGAUGCUCCAAAGAAUGAAGAAAAUGAAGAAGAGACUAAGAAACCGCCAAAAAAGAGCAAAUCUCCUGCCAAAAAGAAACCAUCCAGUUUCCUGGAAAUAAUCAGCCCUUUUAGA
Molecule: messenger RNA, 1800 nt
Organism: Musca vetustissima
Lineage: Eukaryota; Metazoa; Arthropoda; Insecta; Diptera; Muscidae
Exons: 3
Source: RefSeq, a predicted model, not a curated record